Molecule: messenger RNA, 2622 nt
Organism: Brassica rapa (field mustard)
Lineage: Eukaryota; Viridiplantae; Streptophyta; Magnoliopsida; Brassicales; Brassicaceae
Source: RefSeq, a predicted model, not a curated record
UCGAUAAACAAUGGAUAUUGUUUUUAUUUAUAUGAUUACUCUAAUUUAAUUAUAUACGUAAAUAAACACGAAAUAAAUAAUAAUAUGUAAAAAUUAUUUUUAUACAUGUUCAUCUUAUGCAAGGUGCAAGGUGCGGAUCUUAACCUAGUUGAGCUAGGUAUUUCUAUAAAGCGACUUUUGGGAACUAAUUUUUUUAAAGACUUUUGGGAACUAAAUUAUUCGUAUUUAAUGGACUACUUUAUUUAAAUGCCAAAGCAAAUACUGCAAACUCAUUUCCUUUACAUAAAAAUAAAGAGGGUGGGGGGGAAACAAUUGUAUUGAGCAGUAUCCCUCAAAACCACGUGAAAAUUUUGUCUCUUCAACGGCAAGAGUUUCAAACGUAGUAAUCGUCUUCUUAACGAAUGCAGAUUUGGUAUUUACUGUAAACAGUCAACGUCAUAGCUAGAAGAUGAAAGCUUCGUGGUUAGAUGUCAAUGGUCUUCAAAAUGCAAGCACUAAGCUUUGUUCUUAAUUAUUCUAAUUAACUACUUAAAGUGGGGUUUGACCAGCUUCCUUGCGCGAAACAUCAGUUAACGAUUCGGAACAAUACGCGUGUCUAUCUGCUAAUGGAUUAUUAUGCCAUGUAAAGACGUGGUCCUGUUUGUGUUAGGCGACCCACUUUGUGGAUAUGUUAAAGUAAUGAACUAAUGAUCAGUUUAAUUUUUUUUUAUUUUUCUAACGUCUCAAUAAUAACCAAGGGCAAAAGAAACUGCUGAUAUAUGAUCUACAACGUUUGAAGCCCUAGUAUGUUAUAUACGGAUCAGAUCUACUCUCUUUAUUUUUUAACCGUGGUAUGAUCUCAAAGAUUUUCUAAGCCGACAGACUAAUCAACACUAGUUCUGCAGGAUCACGUUUUUUUACCACUUAAGAUGCUCCGGAUGACCAAGGAGAAUCAUGUGAGUCAUUUACCACUAGGCCAAAACCAAUUAGUUUACUCUUUUUAUAUAAUCGAAGAUCUUUCAAUUAUUUGUACCAAUGGUUGAUCAAAAAAAAAAUUUCUUUUUGAGAAACAGUUGAUCAAAAUAUUGGUCUAUUUUGUCCAGUUGAUCAUUGGAUUGACGAUAAUGAUUUGUUUUAAUUAUGCAGCAGAAGUGUAACUAGCCAUGCUUAAACUCGUACGAUAGGCAAUAAAUAUAUAAUAUAUAAAUAUAUAAUACACAAGAACAUGCUUUCAAAUAUGCUUAACCAAAUAAAGAUAGUUUUUUGUGUUGUGUUCCGAGCUUUGUUUGGCUUUAAUUGAGUUCUCACUUUACUGAACCAGUCUAGGUUAACUGAAUCAGCAAAGAUAUUUUUAAAUUGAUGAGGACACUCAAAAAAAUUUAAUCAAGAUUUGGCUUAACUAGUACAAAGGUUUCAACCUUUUUCAUUAAAGUGCUGAAUUAUUGAUACUUUUCAAAUGUCUGAUAAACUUGUAUUCAAGAAUUUCUACUUAUAUUAUAAAAUGGAGUUGGCUUGGCUACAUGUCAUUAGGGUCAAAUAUGGAUUCGCCACAGAUGAACCAUAUUUAAUGGGCCUUGCCCCGCUUAGAUAUGCAAAUCCACGAUUUAGAAAGAGUUCCAAUUUAGAAAGAGUUCCAGUUUCAUUCGAUUUGCAUAUAAGAAAGAGAGUUCCAUGACUCACCCAAGAGAAUAGUUCAAUUACUGGGUUUUGAAAACUAAUAUGAGUUGAAAUUUGAAACUAUCUUUUGUAUGAGAGUAAAAUCCACAUAUGAAAAUGAGACACUAAAAGUUAAACUUUUGUAGCAAGGGUUAAAAUCAGACAGGAAGACGAUCACAUUAACUGUUUGUUUAGGUGUCAAUAUAAAAUUGUAUACAUAUUAUAUUAUAGCUGAACGUCUAGCUAUCACCAGCCACUAGUUGUUUUAUACCACAACAGUUGUUAUAAAAGAAUAUUGUAUCUUUUAUGUCUCUUCCAUUAAGAGUUGACUUUUUCUGUCGAACAAAAAGGCCUCAAAGCAAUCCUCAAAAGACCACAUUUGUCUCCAUCAUUAAACUUAUAAUUACAAAUCACAACACACAAUCAAACCCACAUCAUAGAAACAAAAUCAGAAUCUCGCAGUCUCAUCAGAAAAAUCCUAAAACAUGGUGAGACAAAGAAGAAAGACAGAGAAAGAAGAGGAGAAGCGAGAACAAGAUGGAGAACAUGAGGAUCAGAAGGUGCAGCCGAGGCAAAGAAGCGUGAGCAAAAGAAACAUGCAAUCUCUGGUGAUCGGACUCGUUGGAGGUGCGUUGACCCUCGGUGCUUAUUCUCAGACGUUUGUUACUCCGGGACAAUCGAUCGGCGCCGGUCUCUUUGUCCUCUUCUUUGGAUUGCUUGUCAGCGAAGGUUUCAUAUCUCUUUAAGGAAAAGAAGACUACAUAAGUAAAUUAAACCUAUGCUUUUGUCUUAUGUAUUUUACUUAAAUAGUCACCUAUAUGAGCAUCUCGCUUCAUUUUUAUUUCAUUUCAAAAAUAGUUUGGACUCUCAACUUAAUGUGAUACAAUCCCUAAUGUUUUUACGGAUUGUUAUAAUUUGUAUACAGAGUAACAGCAAAAAGUACGUAUCGCAAGGAUAUGUUUUGAUCAAUACAUGCAUCUUCUUAUA